Molecule: messenger RNA, 1509 nt
Organism: Dujonia railenensis
Lineage: Eukaryota; Fungi; Ascomycota; Pichiomycetes; Serinales; Debaryomycetaceae
Source: the annotation of a GenBank genome assembly
AUGUCAUCUCCCUUAGGUAAAUAUACCAGCAUCGUUGUCUUCGGUGCCUCUGGAGAUCUCGCAAAGAAGAAAACGUUCCCAGCAUUAUUCGGUCUUUACAGAGAAGGUCAAUUGCCUGCCACAGUCAAGAUAAUCGGGUAUGCCAGGUCCAAGCUCAGUGACGAGGAGUUCAAGAAGAGAAUCCUGGAACAUUUCAAGCUCAGAAACAAGGAUGCAGACGCUUCAAAAGUGGAAGAAUUCUUGAAGCUUUGCUCAUACCACCAAGGGGCAUACGACACCAAGGAAGGCUACGAAGAAUUAGCCAAGAUCAUUGGUGAAUACGAAAAGGAAAACAACGUUGAACAACCAAGUAGACUCUUCUACUUGGCCUUGCCUCCUUCUACAUUCACUGAAGUUGCCGACAAAUUGAAGGAAAAUGUUUAUGCCGAUGGCGGAUUGACCAGAAUUAUCGUUGAAAAGCCAUUUGGUCAUGAUUUGGAAUCUUCAAGAGAAUUACAGAAGAACUUGGCUCCAUUAUGGACCGAAGAAGAAUUGUACAGAAUUGACCACUACUUAGGAAAGGAAAUGGUCAAAAACUUGUUGGUGUUGAGAUUUGGAAAUGAGUUGUUGAGUGGAGUUUGGAACAAAAACCACAUCAAGCUGGUUCAGAUUAGUUUUAAAGAAGCUUUCGGAACUGAGGGUAGAGGUGGUUACUUUGAUACAAUUGGUAUUGUUAGAGAUGUCAUGCAGAACCAUUUAUUACAGGUUUUGACCUUGUUGACCAUGGAAAGACCUGUUCUGUUCGAUCCAGAGGCAAUUAGAGACGAAAAGGUGAAGGUAUUAAAGGCAUUUGAGCCAUUGGACUCUGAUGAUUUAUUAUUGGGUCAAUACACCAAGUCUGAAGAUGGUCUGAAGCCAGGUUACUUGGAUGAUUCCACUGUGAAGCCUGAUUCCCAGCAGGUUACCUACGCAGCCCUCGGAUUAAAGAUCUCCAAUGAGCGUUGGGACGGUGUUCCAUUCGUUAUGAGAGCUGGAAAGGCGCUUGACGAAUCUAAGGUUGAAAUUAGAAUCCAAUUCAAACCAGUAGCUAAGGGCAUGUUUGAAGAAAUCCAAAGAAAUGAAUUGGUUAUCAGAGUUCAACCUGAUGAAGCCAUAUACAUGAAAAUCAACUCCAAAAUCCCUGGUAUCUCCACUGAAACUUCAUUGACCGAUUUAGACUUGAGUUAUGCUACCAGAUACUCUAAGGAUUUCUGGAUUCCAGAAGCUUACGAAGCAUUAAUUAGAGACUGUUUCCUUGGUAACCACUCCAAUUUUGUGAGAGACGAUGAAUUGGACGUUUCCUGGAAAUUAUUUACACCAUUAUUGAACUUCAUUGAAAGUGAUAAGGCUCCUAAACCAGAAGGGUAUGCAUACGGAUCCAAGGGACCAAAGGGCUUACGUCCAUUUUUAAACAAGCACGGAUACGUCUUCUCCGAUGAGGGAACUUAUCAAUGGCCAUUGACCACCCCUAGUGUCAAGGGUAAGAUCUAG